AUCUCCUAGCUGAAGCCACUUCUCUCUCUGAGCUCCCUCUAAAGGAGGUGUCAGGAUGAAGCUCAUAUUCGCAGCAGCCUUUGCACUCUUUGCGCUUUCUACCUUUGACCAGGUAGAUUCCUCAGCUUAUGAUAAAAUAGUGAGCCACAGCCGCAUAAGGGCAAAGAAGGAAGGGCCGAACGUGUGCGCGCUCCAGCAUGUGUUGGGAACCAAGAAGAAGUACUUUAGUACUUGCCGUAAUUGGUACCAAGGAACCAUCUGUGGGAAGAAAGCUACUGUUGUCUAUGAGUGCUGUCCAGGAUACAUGAGGCUGGACGGUGCUAAUGGCUGUCCUGCUGUUGCUCCCAUUGACAAUGUGUUUGGGACCCUCGGUCUGGUGAACGCAGUCACCACGCAGCAGUACUCGGCCUUGUCCAAACUAAAGGAUGAGAUCGAAGGACCAGGAUCUUACACCUUCUUUGCCCCCAGUAACGAAGCUUGGGAUCUUUUAGAUGCGGAAGUGAGAGGUGCUUUGGUAAGCAAUGUCAACAUUGAGCUGUACAACGCUCUUCACUACCAUAUGGCUAACAAGCGCCUUCUCACCAAAGACCUGAAGAAUGGACUCAAGGUCAAGUCUAUGUACAAUGACCUUACUCUCCACAUCAACCACUAUUCCAAUGGCGUGGUUACUGUCAACUGUGCUCGGAUCAUUCACGGUAAUCAGGUGGCCACCAACGGAGUGGUGCAUGUCAUAGAUCGUGUUAUCACUGCUGUGGGCAACACCAUUCAGGAUGUGCUGGAUAUUGAGGAAGAUCUGUCCUCUCUGAAUGCUGUAGCUUCUAAUGCUGGUCUGUUGGAGAUGGGCAAGCCUGGCCACUUCACACUGUUUGCUCCCACCAAUGAUGCCUUUUCUAAGCUGGACAAAGACGUAUUGGAUAGACUUAUGGGUAACAAAGGUGCCCUCAAAGCCCUGUUCAAUUACCACCUCUUGGACUCGGUCCAGUGCUCAGAAGCUAUCAUGAGUGGCACCGCAUAUGAGACUGUGGAGGGCAGCAACAUCGAAAUUGGCUGCGAUGGAGACAGUCUCACCGUUAAUGGUGUCAAGAUGGUGCUCAAGAAGGACAUUGUCACCAGUAAUGGAGUUAUCCACCUGAUUGAUCAGGUGCUCAUGCCAGACUCAGCUAAGCAGGUGAUGGAGCUGAUUGACCAGUCACAGUCGACGUUUGGUGAUAUGGUGUCCGAACUGGGUCUGGCAGCAGCCAUGAGACCGCAGGCCGAGUACACGCUACUGGCUCCCCUCAACGCAGCCUUCAGUGACGAGGUCUUGUCCACGGACCAGAGUCUCCUGAGAAUCAUUCUCGAAAACCACAUCCUGAAGAAGAAGAUUGUGUUGAGUCAGCUGUUUAAUGGCCAGCGUCUGGAGACUCUGGGGGGAAAGUUCCUCCGGGUGUUCGUGUACCGCACGGCUGUGUGCAUUGAGAACGCCUGUCUGAUCCGAGGAAGCAAAGAGGGACACAACGGCGCUCUCCAUCUCAUGAAGAUUCUACUCAAACCAGCUGAAUCUAACAUGUACCAAGUACUGCUUAAACGUGGAGGCUUCAAAAUCUUUUUGUCUCUGAUGGAGGCGGCCGGUCUGACUGACUUGCUGAAGCAGGAGGGAGAAUUCACACUGUUUGCUCCAAGCGAUGAGGCUCUUGCUGGACUCACUGAAAGAGAUAUCAACAUUCUGAAGAGUGAUCCCAAUGCCCUCAAAGCCAUCCUGCUCUAUCACUUCAGCAAAGGUAUUUUCAUCGGUGGAGGCUUGGAGUCCGGAGUCACUAAUCUACUAAAAUCUCUUCAAGGCACUAACCUCAAAGUCUUGUCUGGGAAAGAUGGCAUGAAGGUGAACUCCGUGCAAGUUCUCGACUCUGAUCUCAUGGCUUUAAAUGGAGUCAUUCAUGUCACCAAGAGCCUUCUGUACCCUGAAGAUGUUCCUGUUGGAAGCCAAGAAUUCCUCACACUGCUGAGACGGUUCAUCAAGUACAUUCAGAUCAAGUAUGUAGCAGGCUACAGAUUUAGGGAGAUUCCACUGACAUUCAUGAAGAGAAUCGUCAUAGUUCCCGAAGUCACUAAAGUGACCCGAGUCAUUGAGGGGCAACCGUCUGUUACUAAAGUUACACGUGUUAUCGAGGGAGCACCAAGCCUUACCAAGGUGACAAGAGUCAUCGAGGGAGAUCCAGGCAUGACUCAUGUCACUAGGGUCAUUCAGGGAGACCCGACCAUAACCAAGGUUACGAGGGUCAUCGAAGGUGACCCGUCUUUCAGAAAAUUUACAAGUAUCAUAGAAGGGGAGCCUUCUCUUACCAAAGUGACCCACGUUGUUGAAGGUCCUGAGAUCUUAUUCAGCAGCAAUGCCGAAAUGGAGCACAAUGGGCCUCAGACAAAGUUCAUUGAAAUGGAUGUUACAGAUGCUGAGAAACUUUCGCACAAGAUUCAGGAUGGAAGACGAGUGCCAGGAAAGCGUGUGCCAGUUGGAACCAGAAGUAGAACCAGGAUGUCUGUCCAACCUAAGACUCAGUGAGAUGGGAAAAACAAAUGGACCCUUCAAAUGUUUAAAAGAAAUCAGGGGUUCAAGGGAAUCAUUUGUUUCAUUAGAAAAAUUGGGCCUUUCUUAAUAAGAUACUUUUCAAUCGAAGAAAUUGUUUUCAGCAUUUGUUAUUUGUUAAUCCAGAGAGAAUUUCAAUAUCCAGUUAUCCCCGUGUAUGUACAUAUUUUUAGAGGUUUUUUUUGUUUGUUUGUUUGUGUGUGUGUGUGUGCGUGCGUGCGUGUGUGUGUUUGUAUUCAAUUUGUAAAGGGUUACAUUUGGAAAAGACCUUUACUGAAAAUUCACUCAGUUCAGUGAAAAACGACUCCCAUCUGUGUAUGUUUAACUUUUUUUUUUUUUUUUUUAGAAGCAUUCAGUUUGUUCAGAUCCGUUUCAGAGAACAUUUCCGAGUACACGCUUAACUCCUUAAACCAAGAUGGAACAUGAAUCCAGAUUUUGUUGGGUUGAGGUUUACUUCUGCAUGACCAAAGAUUUUAUGGUGCUCAUGUUCAGUAUUUGUUUCUUUUAAACAAUAAAAGUUUGCAAGAUUUUGUUAAAGGAAA
Tachysurus vachellii is the source of this 3105-nucleotide messenger RNA. It is a transcript of the gene postnb, whose product is annotated as periostin, osteoblast specific factor b. The transcript is spliced from 22 exons. The coding region runs from base 56 to 2539 and encodes 827 amino acids. Gene Ontology annotation, molecular function: cell adhesion molecule binding. Gene Ontology annotation, biological process: cell adhesion; extracellular matrix organization. Gene Ontology annotation, cellular component: extracellular matrix. Lineage: Eukaryota; Metazoa; Chordata; Actinopteri; Siluriformes; Bagridae. The record is from RefSeq and is a predicted model, not a curated record.